This is a messenger RNA of Cladocopium goreaui, 1020 nucleotides long. NCBI's taxonomy places the organism in Eukaryota, Dinophyceae, Suessiales, Symbiodiniaceae. The record is from the annotation of a GenBank genome assembly.
GACACCAAUGCAAAGAUCCAGGCCUUGACCCAGGAAAUGAUGGAACCGUCCAGACCUUUGGAGGGCUUGAAGGACGAGGAAGUUGUUGAACCAGGCUCGUUGGUCCUUUCAGAACGUGAUGGUGAAUUUGUGGCUGGGAAGAAGGAGGUCUCUUUGGCCCACUGUCAUCCUCCCCCCUUUCGAGGUCUUGUUCGUGAUGAGUCCAGUCGAACUCUAUGUGAGCCCCCUUUGAGUGUGAAGUCUGCGUCAACCCAAAUGGACCCGAGUCCAUUUCCAACACACUCAGAACGCCCUGACUUGUAUGAGGAUGCCCAGCCCUGGGGGAGACCAGGUUAUACCCCACCAGGCACUCCUGCCGAAGUUUCCCCCAAAGCUCUUUUCAAGGGUGACAGCGCUAUCUUCUCAGACAUGGAGAUAGACAAGAGCCCAGGUGAGCGCGUGGCCCCAGAGAGUUUGGCCCCAGAGAUGCCAGACCCCUCUGCCACCAUGCGAUACAAACGGUCACCUCCUAGUGAAUCGGAUGGACCACCUUUGAAGAAGUCCAAAUCUGUUGGCUAUGACAAGUACUACCAUCAGCACUUUGGCCCAAAACACAUAGUACAACGCAAGAACAAGGAGAUCCUGGCAUCACCGGAGGUGAUGACGAUGUGGAAGUCACCGGAGGGCAGUGGUUGGGCAGGUUUGCAGUACAAGAUUCAAACAGUGUUGAACUCCCCUUGGGAGAAAUUGAAGGACCUUCUGAAGACCCAUGGGUCUUUCGAGGCUGUGGAAUGUGAAAUCAAAAAAUGGCAACGGGUGUCCAUGAAGAAGACCAAGCAGGGCCAAUGGGUUACCAAGCAGGAUCCAACUGGUUCCAUGUUUGACUCGGACGUUGUGCCUGAGUCCCACUCGCGACUUGUGCCGGAGACAGAGGGAUCGGAGAAAGACCAAGAAGAUGCGCUUAAGGGAGGUUCGUCUUCCUUCAAGUUGCUAGAUCCAAACUAUUACCAUUUCAUAUCAUCGGCGGGGUGGGAGUUAUAA